Argiope bruennichi is the source of this 651-nucleotide messenger RNA. Its product is annotated as protein lethal(3)malignant blood neoplasm 1-like. The record is from RefSeq and is a predicted model, not a curated record. The transcript is spliced from 4 exons. Bases 1 to 651 code for a protein of 216 amino acids. Gene Ontology annotation, molecular function: structural constituent of chitin-based larval cuticle. NCBI's taxonomy places the organism in Eukaryota, Metazoa, Arthropoda, Arachnida, Araneae, Araneidae. Gene Ontology annotation, cellular component: chitin-based extracellular matrix.
AUGGAUUUGAAAGUAUCCUGGAUAACCAUACUUCUGCUCAUUUGUGAUUUCUUUGCUAUUCACUCUGAAGUUAUUGUUGAAAAUAAUCAAGCUCAAUAUAUAUUUAAGCCUUUCGAAUUCUCCUACGAAUCCAGCGAUGGCCUCGGUACCACCCAGCAUCGAAAAGAGACCGGAGACGAGAAAGGUUCUGUUAAAGGAUCUUACGGUUUCACUGAUUCAUCAGGCUUAUACAGGGCUGUGGACUAUGUGGCAGACAAAUUAGGAUUUCGAGCAGUGGUUAACACCAAUGAACCAGGAACCUCUGAGCAGAAUCCUGCCGACACUGUGUGGCUAGUGAAGCCACCACCAGAAGUAAUUGCUCCAAAAUCAAAUUUUCUUGAGAAAGUAUUGAAUAAACCCUCUCUGCCUGCUCAGUCAUCCACAGCUAACUUCACACCGGAAGCAAGUCCUUCAUCCCUUUCGAAUGCCAUGUUCUCAUCUCUUAGACUUCAGCCAUUGAGAAGUCACUACGCCUAUCAUUCUCUUUCUCAUUCGACUCCUAGAGCCUUUGUUGUAGUUCCGACACCAACUUUUUACAAUACGCCUGUAUUCUCAAAUUUCUUAAAUAACCAUGUUCAUUUCUCUCCAAGACGUAUUAUUUAUAAGAAAUGA